UUUAAAACACCUAGAACAAAAUCGACAAUCUACACAGGUCUUUUCUGUUAUAUAUUUUAUAUUUUAGCAUUCUCUAUUUCACUCAGAAACAAAACUAGACACUAAAUUGAUACAAAAUGUUGCCUGCAACUUUCAAACUGUGCGCUGGCAUCUCCUACCGACAUAUGAGGAACAUGACAGGUUUGAGGAAGAAUGCAAUGGUGGCCAUUCACCAUGAGUUGAACAUGCUAGCAGGCCCUAACCCUCGCAACUGGAUCAGCCAUGUUCGCCGCAGGAGCUCACUGCUCAGCUUGCGGAUCGAGGAGGAGCAGGGCUUUAAUGAGGCGGAGGUGUCGUAUGUGAAGCAAGGAGAGGAGGCGCUGCAGAAGUCUAUCAGCAUCCUCGGCGAUCAGGACGGAUGGACCACUGAGAUCAUUGCUGCAAAUGGAGACAAGGUGCAGAGUAAGGUGUUACCUGACGUGGGGAAGGUGUUUAAGCUGGAGGUGCUGUUGGACCAGCGCUCUGAUAACCUUUAUGGGGAGCUGGUGGGCAACAUGGAGCAGAUGGGAGACUGGAACCCCAAUGUCAAAGAGGUCAAGAUUCUCCAGAAGAUAGGUCAGGAGACCAUGGUGACCCAUGAGGUGUCUGGACCCACGCCUGGUAACGUGGUGGGGCCACGGGACUUCGUUAGUGUUCGCUGUGCCAAGCGCCGGGGGUCCACGUGCUUCCUGGCUGGCAUGUCCACUCAGCACCCCACCAUGCCCGAACAGAGGGGUGUUGUCAGGGCGGAGAAUGGACCAACAUGUAUAGUGAUGCGGCCCAGUGCCGAUGAUCCAAACAAGACCAAGUUCACCUGGUUAUUAAGCAUAGAUUUAAAGGGUUGGAUCCCAAAGACCAUCAUAAACAAAGUGCUCUCUCAGACACAGGUAGACUUUGCCAACCACCUGAGGCAGAGGAUGGCCAGCAACAGUGAUUCCAUGGAGAUGGUCCCAGCCUGCUGACACACCAUCUGCCAUGCCCUCUGACCUUUCGAUUGGUGUGUACACCAAUGGCAGGCCACCAAAUGGAGAGCUCCGCCCAGUCCUCAUUGCCACUUCCUACAUCAAAGACACUCAAAUAGGAUCAGGACCAAUGGGCCAAACUAACUUCUCUUCUGAGAUCUUAGGACAGAAUUGGAGUACAAUUGAGUGACGCCUUGUUCUUCUGAAUCCUGGAUCCAUUAACAGUCGAAAGUGGCUCUCUCCUCAUGUCCUUCCCUUCAUACCAAUCUAAAAGAACUGGUCUAUAUCCUCACCUAACCCGUUCACACACAAGUCCAGAUGAAGGGGAGAGACUAGGAAAGGACACUUCAGAGUAAAUGCACCCCCGUGUGCCUCUUUCACACAGCACACACCCUCUUCUCAAAACAUACACACAUUCCACUUUACUACUGAGUCUGUUUAGUGUCUUGAUGGUAUAAUAACUAUCCAAAUCACUUUUUAUCCAGCCAUAGCACACAUUGUUAUUGUACCUUCAAUGUGAAAUGUGUUAUUUAAAUAUUAUAUUUAUUGUAAAACAAUGUCAUUGUAUUACACUGAGUUAGGA
Molecule: messenger RNA, 1563 nt
Organism: Coregonus clupeaformis (lake whitefish)
Lineage: Eukaryota; Metazoa; Chordata; Actinopteri; Salmoniformes; Salmonidae
Product: steroidogenic acute regulatory protein, mitochondrial-like
Exons: 7
Coding region: 117-980 (287 amino acids)
Biological process (GO): regulation of steroid biosynthetic process; intracellular cholesterol transport; steroid biosynthetic process
Cellular component (GO): mitochondrion; mitochondrial intermembrane space
Molecular function (GO): cholesterol binding; cholesterol transfer activity
Source: RefSeq, a predicted model, not a curated record